This is a messenger RNA of Durio zibethinus, 1615 nucleotides long. The record is from RefSeq and is a predicted model, not a curated record. Lineage: Eukaryota; Viridiplantae; Streptophyta; Magnoliopsida; Malvales; Malvaceae.
UUUUUCUAUUAGCUGUCUCAGAUUUUCGUUUUAACUCUCUUUUUAAUUUUGACCCUUUUUUUUUGUCCCCAAAAUGGAAGAAUGAUAAUGAUGUGUUUGACUUGGGGAAUUAGAAAAAUAUUAGCCACUCAAAAUAAUGUAUGGCAUCAGUAAUUUUGAGUAAGUGACCGAUGCCCGUAAGUUGAUAACUGUCUUUCAAAAACGUCUUUCCUUUACUAUUGUUCCACCCUAUUAACUGACCCUAUAUUUCCCGGUUUCCAAGACAAGCCCUUGAUAUCUCCCCCUUUCUCUUUGUCUAUUCUUUGGAGUAUUGAGAGAGACAGAAGAAAGAAAAAGGUAGAGAUCAUUUUUCUGGCAAGUUACAUUUCAAGAAUGGAGGACCGUAGGAACAUAUUUGAGAUACAAGUUACUGGCAUAAGCAAAACCAAAGAAGGGAAGCCACCCACCAGGCUACAAAAGCAUGCCCCAGCAUCUCUUAAGCUCGAUCAGAUGAAAGCUGCCGCUGCCAGGAUCAGCCCUUUUGGGCCUUGUACUGGGAAUUCUGAAGCUGCAACUCCGAUUCCCCUACUGACACCGCUGGCUUUAUCACCCAAUCCAUUCCCAGGGACAGAAGAAUUUUUGUUUCCAAUUGAUGACAAGGAAGCUGCAACACCAGCAUCAACACCAACACCAACUGCAUUUGGCUGGAAACAACCAGCUGGUGCAGGAUAUGUGGAGGCUUCCACUUUUAUGGCUUUGUUUCAAAACAAAUGUGUUCUUGUCAAUGAUGCACAGUGAUUUUUUUGUUCUGCAUAUCUGUACAUUAUAUGGCCCACCUUUGUGUUUUCCGACCUUAUGAGGUAGAUUUAUCAGUUUUGUUCAUAAAUUAUUGUGUCUUGAUCGAUGGGGAUCUUUCCUCCAUUGUCAAUACCAGUGUCUUUAAUCUUGUAUAAUGCAUUGGGUGAUUUGUUGUUGCCUAUUCUUUUGCUUGUAAGAAAGAUGAUCAUCAGAUUUGUCUUACAGAGUUAUCGUUGUUGAUUUGCCACUUGUUUUAACCAUCUCAAAAAUGGGAUUCUCUCUAUUCCUCUGCCGGUUGAUGCUUUACAAUAACAAAUUGUUGCCUUGAAAAAAAACUAAUGAGGUAAGAACAAAAUACUCAAGGAACAAGCAGUCUGACGAUCGAGAACACAGGAGACUUUGCAUGCUACCACCCCAAGCAAAUCACAAUCUGUUCAAACUUGUUCAAUGUAAUUCUAGUCAAAAUCAAAAUCACAAGUUCAAAUAAAUAUGUUGUUUAUGCCUUUCAAUACAAGCAAGGGCGGUAAUUCAACUAAAAGCAAGCAAAGUAGAAGGGAAGAGUUGGUUUCGAUUUUGAAACCAAAAAGAAAACAAUGGGAUUCUUACAUUAACCAAGCCGUCUAAGUAUAUAGCAUAAAUGAAAUUAUAUAUUCCAUUACAGAAAUUUUUAAAACUUCAUGAAGCAUCUCAAGUAGUAGUAAUCCAUUCUAAGGCCGAAAAAGCUCUUUCCUUUAUGUACAAUAUGACAGCCAUCUACCCGAGUCUAAAGGAAGGCAUUACAAAGAAGCAUCCCAUGCCCUUCCAUCAAGCUUUCACUCUAAUAUUAACUAAAGAAAAA